Messenger RNA from Calliphora vicina (urban bluebottle blowfly), 1043 nucleotides. RefSeq lists its product as uncharacterized. Gene Ontology annotation, molecular function: DNA binding. The record is from RefSeq and is a predicted model, not a curated record. NCBI's taxonomy places the organism in Eukaryota, Metazoa, Arthropoda, Insecta, Diptera, Calliphoridae. Bases 57 to 1043 code for a protein of 328 amino acids. The transcript has 3 exons.
UGUUUGUAGUAUUUAAUAUAACAUUUUAACGAAACUGUAGUUUAGUUGAGCGAGAAAUGUCAGACGCCAUGGACAAAUUUAAGUUAAUCGCUGAAAUACGAAAGAGACGUGAACUAUGGGAUUUUGAAAGCGAAGAACAUAGAAACUGCUUAUCUUUGGCAGAUGUGUGGAAGGAUCUAUCUGUCACUAUGGGAUCAGAUGUUGACAAAUGCAAGUUUAUCUGGAUGAAUUUAUUGAAGGGAUAUCGGAGUAUAGUGAAGCGUAUAGAUUUAUACAUCAAAGCAGACAAGUUGAAAGGUUCAUAUGAUCCCAACAAUGACUAUAGCAGUAAGUGGGUUUAUUUAAAAUCCAUGGAAUUUAUGAGGAACAUACCAGCAGGUCCGAGUAAACAUCGUUAUGCAUCUGACAAAUUAAAGUUAAUCGCUGAAAUCCGCAAGAGGCCAGUACUAUGGGAUCUUCAAACUAAAAGAAAUUCUAGAGUUUUGCAACAAACGUGGAAACAAUUGAGUCGCAUUAUGGGAGCAGAUGUUGAUGACUGCAAGCGUAAAUGGAAAAUUUUACGGGGUAUUUAUCGCAAAGAAGUUAUGAAGUUAGAAUUACGCAUCGUAGAAGACAAGUCAAAUGGUUCGUAUAGUCCUAACAAUGAGUAUACAAGUAAGUGGAGUUUUUAUGAACACAUGAAAUUUAUUGAUGGCAUUAAAAAUCAAAGACCCCUGAAAAGUGUUAACUCAUAUGUUAGUGACAACAAUCAAUCACCAUCAAAUCUUAGUGGUCAAAAUUCAUCGGAAAACCAAGAUGAUAUACCAACAACCUCAAAUGGUAAGUGUACUAAACGUUCUUACGAUCAGGCGAAUUUUUUUAAAUCACCAGUUUCAGAUAUAACAGAUUCCAAUGAUAUGGUUCAUGUUACCGAUGCCGACUAUAAUUUCUUGAUGAGUUUCUUGCCGCAAAUGAAAAAGAUCAAUGAGUUGGAAAACUUUCAGUUUCGAGCACAAAUCACCGAUUUGAUGUUGGAUAUUGUGUCGGAGUCUAUGGCUAACUAA